AUGUUAAUUAAUGGAGCGAUUACCACCAUCCGCUCCGGAGAGGAGCCUGGAGAUGAUGAUGUAGUCUCGUCAACAAAUGCCCCAGGUGGUGGAACGAUAGUAUCGUCACGUGACGAGAAAGGGCAGAUCCAUGUAAGAGUCGAGUAUGAUCGUAAUCAGAUACUUCGCUCCGCCCACUCACCGUAUUCCCUGCUGCCACCCGCAUGUUUGAAGAGCAUUGUGAUGAACACGUCCGAAAUCCUGAGUCGCUUCCCACAGCGGCAUGGCAUUAAUCUCACUCCUACUUGUGAGGUUGCAGCUUCGUGA
This is a messenger RNA of Haemonchus placei, 306 nucleotides long. The record is from the annotation of a GenBank genome assembly. Lineage: Eukaryota; Metazoa; Nematoda; Chromadorea; Rhabditida; Trichostrongylidae.